GCCCCGCCGCCGGCCCGUAGGACCCGGUCCGCGUCCCUCUCGGUCGCUAAGCAACCGCCACCGGCUCCACAGGAGAAAGCCAACCGGCCUGGAGCCAUGGACCUGGUUGUCACGGAGGAGCUGGCCCGCGCCGAGAGCCAGCAGGAUGCUGCCUCCCUGAAGAGGGCCUAUGAACUGAUCAAGUCUGCCAACCUGGGGAAGUCGGAGUUUGACCCCACAGAAAGCUUCAGCCCGGACCUGUUUGUUCUGUGUGCCGAGCAGGCCCUGAAGAUGGGGCAACCAGCGGUGAGCGAGGACUGCAUCCAGAUGUACUUCAAGGUGAAGGGGCCGGUCACCCAGUUUCUGGGCCGAGCGCACCUGUGCAGGGCCCAGCUGUGUGCCCCCAAGUCCACCGAAAACUUGGAGGAAUUUGAAAAUUGUGUGACUCAGUAUAUGAAGGCCAUCAACUUUGCCAAAGGAGAACCGAGGUAUUACUUCUUGGUGUACAAUGCUUCAGUCCUCUACUGGCAGAUGGUGAGGCCAUUUCUCAAGCCUGGAUAUCAUCACCACCUGAUCCCCAGCCUCUCCCAAAUUGUGACUGUGCUGAAUCAGACGGAGGAAGAAGACAAGGACUGGCGGGCGGAGCUGAUGCUGGAGCUUCUGGAGUGUUAUCUUCAGGCUGGAAAAAAGGAGGAGGCCGCUAAGUUUUGCGCCACUGCAGCACCGUUCAUAAAAGCUAACGUGCCACAGAAAUAUCGACAAAUAUUUUCUGUUAUGGUGCAGCAUGAAUUAAUGGACGAGCUUCAGUUAAAGGAAGAAAAGAAAACUUCCAUUAGCCUGUCUGUCACUUUCCACAUUAAUAUGCUGAAAGCAAAACUGGAUAAAAAUGAUUUACCUGAAGACGUCAACAAAAUUCUGAAGGAGACCUAUGACCAUUUAGGUUCUUACGGUCACCAGCAGCUCCCUUCAAUCAGAGACGAAAAAAUUCUUUUGCUGUUUGAAUUGGCACAUCUUUCUUUGAUCUUGAAAUGCGAGGAGGUCUCCUCUGACUGCCUCUCAGACUUGAAGAAAAUUGACAGCAAAGAUCCUGGGAAGCUGAUUGAAAUCGAAUGCCUGGAGUGUGAAUUAGAAGCUUUAAGACUUGAAAAUAAAAUUAAACUCUACGUCCGAGCAGCUGUGGAGACCCAGCUGAAUAUAAUACAGAGACUUGACAUCGUGCUCCAGCGAGCCAUCCGCCUGGGUGACCCCCAGGUCAUCCAAGUGGUUUGUACCACCCAGUGGAACAUGUGUCUCCCUUUGCUGCAGCACAACCUGAGGCACCACCUGCGGAAGCCGCUGACCAGCAUUGUGGAGAUCUUGGAGAAGGUGGACAGCCUCAUGGUCCUGCUCCGCUGCCAAGCACACAUGGAGAUGGCCUGCAUCGAGGAGGAUGAGGACCGGCUGGAGCCUGCCAUGGAGCACCUGCAGAAGGCCAUGCGCCUGGACAGCCUGGGCCUCUACCAGGACAAUCUUUGGAUCGCCUUCAACCGGCUGCACCUGUGCACCAUGCUGUACCAGUCCCCCGAGCGCCCCGAGGAUAAAGCCACCAUGGCCAUUGAGCAGGCAAAAAAAGCUAUCCCGAAAGACAGUGUCAGGAAGAAGCGGGCUCUCCUGGUGAACGCGGGCCUGGCCCUUGCCCCUGACGCUUUCCAAAUUGUUCUCGACAGUGAGAAUGAGGCCAAGGUUUCCACAGGGAAGAACAGGGGCCGGUUCACCUACCUCUCCUCGAAGGCGCGGCACCACAUUGUCAGCGUGGACAAGGCCACCGGGCACCUGCGGCGUUUGGGGAAUGAGAACGACAAGGAGCGAAUUCAGAUUUGGGCUGAGCUUGCCAAAGUUGCCCGGAAGCAAGGCGUGUGGGACGUUUGCCGGGCAGCGAGCCGCUUCUGCCUCCUGUACGACAAAGUCAAGGUGAAGAAGCCGGUGAAGUGGAAAAGAGGAAAGAAGAAGAAAGGUGGAGACAGCUCGGUGCAGGAUACCUGGGGCCCGUCAGAGGCUGUCCUGCAGAGGCAGGCGUCCCCCAGCCUGCUGCGCAAGUUCGCGGAGGUGGGCUUCAUCUGCGCUGAGGCCACUGUCCACUUGCUGCGCUCAGAAGGCGUAGAGCUAAAUGACUGUCCCAGCCCCCCUGAGGACUUGAGCCAGCACGCGGCCGGCUACACACUCGAGUCCACAGAGGACAACGCAGAGUGGAUCAUGUACCGGAACUGGAUAGAGAGUCUGUCGCAGUACGCCAUGAGCAACUGGCUGCGGUCUGCCGAGAUUGGACAAGAGAUACGGGAGGCCUGGAUCGUGCAGAAUGCGGUGGUCUAUGUCCUGAAUCACAACCACCAUCUCAUCAUGGCCGGGCGACAGAAAGAGCUUGUGGAUGCCCUGUAUCACCUCCUGAGCAUCGUCAAGGCCAUGGGCCAUGGCGGGGACUCUGUGACGUUGGUGAUGCUGUGCAAUGCUUUGGCUCGAGGCUUGAUUAUCAACUGGAUUCCAACCCAGACUCCAGAAAAAUCUAGGAAACUUGUGCGACCAAACGUGUUUCAUGCACCACUGGACUCGGGAGCCAGCUCUGAAGUGAGAACCGCAGUGGAGGUCUGCGAGUUUGCACUGAAUCUGACCAACGGGUCGGUGCCCGAGGAGGCGGUGCCUGUCAACGCCCGGCAGCAGCUCAUCGCCACCUGGGUGAAGGGCAAGCAGCUGCUGCAGCAGCAGAUCGGGCCGCGGCUGGGCACAGACGAGCAGAGUACUAAUGAGGACAUCAACUCAGUGACCAGAGUCCUUGUUGCUCUGGAGAUGUAUUCCUGCAACGGGCUGGGCCUCAUGGACUUCACCGUGCCCCCCUUGGCCCAGGUGGUGAAGAUGGCUUGCGAGUGCAGCUGGUCGGAUCCCCUGGUGGAGCUGCAGACCCUGACGCGCCUGACCCACUUCGCCUUCGCGGCCCAUGACCACGAGAUCACCAUGGCGUGUUCGCAGAAGGCCAUCCAGAUGGGCAUUAAGUGCCUGAGGAUGUCCAAUCCGGUGGAAGCUCAGCUGAUGGCUGAAAUGCUGAGCACCACAGCCUGUACGCAGGGCAGGAGCAUCCUGGAGAACCUGAGGGGGAGGAAGCAGCUACGCCUGCCGGCCGCCAAGGCCUUCCUGGAGAGCGCGAGGUUUGGGGGCAUGGCGGGGAGCAGUGCCCUGGUGAUGCUGGCCGCCCGGCACUACUGGAACACCUGGCUCCCGCUGCUGUCCUCUGCGGGCAACAGGAAGAAAUGCAAGGGUGCCUUACAGAGGAUCAUCAGCAUCAUCAACAAGACAGAAGCGAAAAAGCAGGAAAAAGGGAAAACGCUCCUUCUGCACCAGUGGCCUACAGCGGACUUACAGAGUGGAGGGACUACUGAAGGUUAUUUUCUCCCAGGGACCGAGGAUGACCUGACUCUGCGCGCGGCGCUCUAUGGCCUGCUCUUCCACUGCCACGCUGACCACGCUGACUGGGAGGGAGGCCUCAAGGUGCUGGACGAGGCUCUGCAGGUGCUGCCGCGGACGGCGCACCGCCUCUUGAUUUUUAAGCAUAUGGUCAUUGUGAAGGCCAAACUUGGCCAGAAUUUUACAAUGGAGAUACAGAAAUUCAAAGACGAAAGUGAAGAUUAUUUGUCACACAUGUGGCACCGCCUGGCCUUGAACUCGAAGACCAUCUGUGGAGAGCUGACCUGCUAUCAUAAUGCAAUUCAGGCCUUACAGAAGCCAGAAAGUGACUGGCAGAAAAUUGACUAUAUCAUGGAAUUCAGCGAAUGGCUGUAUUACAAGCAGUUUCCUAUUGAAGACGUGAUCUUCCACCUGAGGUCGGCAAUCGACAUGCUGCUGCUGAUGAAACCUGCCAGGGACACACCUGAGCCAGCAGAGGAACAUAGGUCCCCCCAGGCAACCUCAGAGAGCCCAGGCUCCGAGGACAGGGGGACAUUCUCCUUGGAAAGCCUGCGAAGUGUGCGGCAGUUAGAAACGCUGGCCCGUGCACACAUCCUGCUGGCCCUGAUGGUGUCCCCGAGUGCUGCCGGCUACCAGGACUACUGCCUCAUGGCCUACACCUUCCUCAGGCGCAUCUGGCAGGUUUCUUUACUGACAGCGGGAAAGUCAAUUUUAGAAAAUAAAAUUCUAGCAGCAGCUAGUUCACGUUUGUCGUUGCCUAAAAAAGAGAAGGAGAAGGAGAAGAGCAAGGACAAGGACAGAGAGAAGGGCAGAGACCCAAAGCAGUAUCAAAUCCCAAGUCCUAGCAAACUGCCUGAAGCUUUGCCGGCAAGCAUAGAAGAAUGGGCUUCCUACUCCUGCCCUGAAGAAGUGGUGUCUGUGUUUAAACAAGAUAAAAGUGACUUUACUAUUAACCCAUCGAGUAUCCAGAAGCCAACAUACAGUUUAUAUUAUCUGGACCACUUGGUCAGGGCCCUGCAGAAGAUGUCCCUUGAUGAGCUCACGAUCCCGGUCCUGCAGAUGGGUGUAGUGAUUGCAGCCUCCGUGGUAGAAAGCAAGAGCCUCAAAGAUCUCUACCACCUUCGACUUGCCCUGGUCUGUUCCGAGUUGAAGCUGCGAGAAGCAGCUGCCUACCAUGAGGAAGUGGUCGGGCAGAUGUACCUUGGAGAGAUGGAGCAGGCGAGGAGUCCAGCUGGAGUGGCGAAGGUGAGGGAGGUGGCAAUUGAAGACACACCACGAGGACAGACAAUGGGAAGCUGGAGCUGUGUGGGCCCCUUGGGGUUGGCGCCAGCGCACAGAGGAAAGUUGCCUUUCCAGGCAGGCUGCAGAAAAGAAAUUGCCUUGAAGAAGGAGAAAGACAAGGAACCACUAUUAGAAGAGAGUCUGCGAGCACUGAAUGAGGCCAUAACUGCAGUCCAGCAAGCAGAGAUGCAGCCCCUCAUGGCGAGGGAUAAGAUUUUGAAGAUAAACGAAGAGACGGGGAGAGGCCUGGAUGGAACAUCCUUUCCCCAGUUGUGGACCCUCAAAGCGGAGGUUCUACUUGAGAUGGACCUGUACCAGCCUGCAAGGCUGCUCCUGUCGGAGGCGUACCUGGCCUUCCAGGAGCUUGAGGAUCCUUGUGCAGAAUCAAACUGCCUGUAUCUUCUAGCACAGCUGGCAAACAAGGAGAGAAACUAUGGCCAAGCUAAGAAGCUGAUAGAGAGGGCUCAGCUCCUGGGGGGAGGUGAGGAGUUUUGGUACAAGUCGACGCUGACCCUGGCAGAUGCGCUCUUGAGCACGGAAAAGGAAGGAAGAGAAGUGGCGGUCUGCCACCUGUUUCAAAAACUCAUAGAUGCCUUCAAGGUUCUCAAGAAAGAAAGGCCUAACCGAUCGUCUGUGUUGGAAUUCAUGGCCGCAGACCUGGAAGCCAGGUCUGUGAGCCUCCGCAUCCAAGUCGCCCAGGAGCCAAUUGAGGGCGAACCUUCUGAUCGCGCGUUUCUGCUGAACCAGAUGGAUGACUACUUGUUGGAGAUUGAGAACAGGUUCAUCAGCUGUGGCUACCAAGAGCACUGUGUGGAUAUAAAGCUGGAGCGUGCAAAGAUAAAGAGGUUGUGCGCCCAAGACGAGAAAGACGAAGAGCAGAAAACUGUGUGCUACUUGGCCGCGUACCACUUGGCCCAGAGAGCCGUGGCGGAAGAAGAGCAGCGAUUCCACAGUGUUCAGGGCUUGCUGUCCCUUCAAGACCUGCAGAACGUCAACACUCCACUGAUGAGGAAGCUGGCGCGCCUCAAACUCAGCCUCGUGGAGAUGUCUCUGGACAUGCUGCAGCUGAGCUGGGAGGACGCGCUGGAGAAGCAGCUGGAGCAGGGCUCCAUGGACAAGCUGCUGGCGGACUAUCUGCAGAGCACGAGCGACUACACGUCCAUCGGCUUGCAAUGGUUCACGCUGAAGCGAACCCUGGCCCACGUUGCACUGGCGCAGCUGGGGAGCCUGCCAUCACUGUGUGUCGGCUGCGUGGAGAUCCGUGCCCGGGUCCUGGGCCUGGCCGGGAAGGCCCUCCGCCUGCUGGCUGUGCACGCAGACCCUGUGCGCCCUGCCUCCUACUGGGAGGAGAGUCUCUCAGCAGGUGCUGAGCCGAGCAGCCUCAAGGGUCUGGAGAUACUCCAGGAGGAGGGGGACGACGAGGAGCACAACAGCGACCUGCCGGCCUUCAGGACAGCCCCCGAGGAGCACAGCAGGAAAGGCUCAGAUCUGAAGAGGAGGAUGGCGCUGGCCCGGCGGUACCUGGCGCAGGCGUCUGAGGUGCUGCUGCAGUGCCUGCAGCUCUCCCUGGGCAGCAGCCUCCUGGACGUCGCAGCAGCCGCCAGCCUGGAGAUGGUGGAGUGCGUCGGCAGUCGGGACCCAGCGGCCGCCUGCCAGUUCCUGGUGUUGUCACAGAGCUGCUCGGCCUCGGUGAUGAUGCGGGAUGUCCUGCUCACGGCCACGGCCGACACCAGCAGCUCCCAGCUGGCGGCCCUGCUGCAGCUCGAGCACAGGCUGAAGCUCCAGGAGAGGACGUCCACCAGCCUGUUCACCAGUGUGGAGCAGAGGCUGGCUGCCAUCUCCAAGGCUUGGCAAAAUCUCUGCGUCACUGAGCAACACUUUAACCUCCUGAAUGAAAUUCCUCCUACUUUUCGGAUCCUCCUCCUACACCAUUCACAAGACGGGACCCAUCUGUACGGCGCUGCCUACGAGAGACCCAGGUUCAUCCCCGCAGCCAAAGGGAAGGUGGUCCAGGUCGGGGGCUCCUGCAAAGUGGCUCGGGUGGCUGUGAGUCCGGCCGCCUUUUCCUGCCUCUUGGCAGGGGCCCAGCAGUUCUGGGAGCAGACCCAGGCCGAAGUGUACAGUGAGGACAUGGCCCUGAGCUCAGGCUUGGAAACGGAAAGCGCACACCUUGAAGGGGAGGGAAGCUCUGUGCAGAGACUCAGCGACGACGUUCUGAAGCCCAUGGAGGAUUAUCUGAGGCCGCUCUUCCCGCUGCUCAGCUGCCCUGAAGCCGGAAUACAGGCCCCCACGAUUGUCGCGGAUUUGGGGAAAUCAAAGAGCAAAGACAAGGAGAGGAAGCCGUCCCUGCCCCAGGUUCAUCUCGAGGCUGCAGACAACAUCAUCCUCAUUGUGGACAGGCAUCUUUUGGAGCUGCCGCUAGAAGGUCUCUCUGUGUUCAGGGAAGGGACGGUCUCCUCUGUGUCACGAGAGUUUUCUCUCCAAAUGCUGUGGAAUCGCCUCCGUAAAGAGGAGACAGAAGGGAACAUGAAAAAGAAGGAUGGCAAAGGCAAAGAGCUAAAGAAGAGAAGUCCAGGAAAGAAGGGCUGGAAGGGCAGCGCGCCCCGCGUCAUCCCCACUGACUGCAUCUUAGUCGCCACAGACGACUUCAAGUUCAUCGUGGACCCCUAUGAGGAGGCCCAGGGCAUAGAGACGCUGACUCCUGUCUCCGUAACCCGGGAAAUUUUGGAAAGAUACCAAGACAUGUUCACUGCAAGAUGGGUGGGACAUCUGGGCAGCACACACUUUCCAAGCCAGGCUGAGUGGGAGCAGCUCCUGGACAGCUGCAGCGGCUUUUUCUUCUAUGGGAUGGAGAGCAUGCUGUCACACGUGUUAGUGGAAAGGCUGGCGGCCAUGAACUUACAAGAGUGCCAGAUGAUGGUCGUGCUGGACCUGACUCGGUCCUACGAGAGCAUGCGGCGGCAGCUGGAGGUCUCGGAGAACAAGAGUGCACCCCAGCUGUCCUUGGAGGGGCCUCUCAAGACUGCCAUCCUUCUGAGUCUGGUGGGGGUCAGGAGCAUCUUGGCGAACCAGUGGCCGACACUCCUGCAGGACAACGCGCUGCGUGCCAGCAUCUUGUGGGAAAAUCUGUUGACACUUGGCAAGCCGGUCGGGAGAGCAGUCCGUCUCCUUCAGAAGAUGGAAGCCAGCGAAGUGGCCAACCACGGAAAUUUGGAAAAUAAGAAAAAUUGAAGGAGAAAAAAGCAGCCCACACCAAAAGUCCACGUUUGGUGGGUUUCUGGUUUUCCUCUGCUUCGUUCUUCCACAGCGAGCUCCGCUGUGUUUCCCCUUAACGCGGGAGAGGACUUCCCACUUCUGGAUUUUAGGUCAGAAUCCUUGUUGAAAGCUUCCCUGCCCUCAGCCAGGCCCCUUGCAAACAUGGAGGACCCAGUGCCCCAGGACUGGGGGUCCCCCAGGCGUGGAGGGUGGGCCUCCCCGGCUGGGGUGAGGCAGUCUGGGGGGACCCUCGUCAUGGGGGGGACCUGAGGAUGAGGGCACUCAGGGCACUGGGUACACCUGGUGCCCCUGCCACCCAGGCCAGGUAAUGUGGGCUCUGGAACCCGCAGCCGGGGUCAGGACCCCGCCUGCCAGAGCCCACUCGGGGUCACACUCAGGUGACCUGUGAGGUGGGUGGCCCCAGCUCCAGGCUCUGUGCCAACACUUUACGUUCAUUCCUCAUCUCAUCUCCACAGAAUAGCAUCCCCUGGGCACCAAGGUCACCCUCCAUGUGGUGGCCACCUCAUGCCUGCCCUUCCCAGUCCCCAGCUGCCUGUAGCGUGGGAGAGCCUGGCCUCUGUCCGCCAUGGCCUGCUGCCCCUACCUCCUGGCACAGGCACUCUGGGCUCCUGGCCCCCCCCAGGAAUCCCAGUGGAUGUCCCGUGCCCGCUGGGAGGGCGCAGCUGCUCCUCCCGGGAGGCUAGUCUGUGGUUCCGCGGGCUCCCCGUCUCCCUGGGCCUCGGACGCGGGGCCUGCCCUCCUCGCCAGGCAGUUAACUCACGAGCACAGUGAAAACAGGCCUUCCAGACUGAUUUGGAUGAAGAAAUUAGGUGGGUUAAUAAAAGUAAAAUGUUCACAGACGCUUGUGUAUAAAUUUCUAUUAAGUUCCCUCAGCCAACACUGGUGUCUUAAUAGUUUAAUUUCUGUGUUAAAUAAUUAAAACUCUAUUUUCAAUUGCUGUGAACAAUUGUUUUCCUUAAUGAUCUUCCUAGAGGAGCCAGUAAUUUUAUAUCUUGUAAAAAUGAUUAACUGGCAUCAUUAUCCCAUAUCUCUGAAAUAUAACCCAGCAACUUCAAGAAAGGCCAUUUGUAUUCAAUUAAUGCUCCCUUGCAUUAGGACAUACAAUAUUACUUCACGCCAGGCAUAACCCUGCUGUCCUCUCAUUUUAUUAUGACGAUGAUGAAGAUAGAAACAACCAGUUUAAUUAUCCCAUUUCCAACAGAGAAAUCAAUUUUCAAUACGUCUUCACCCUGAAAAAAGAAGGUGGCCGCAUGGUUCCUGGGAAGGGCAGGCCGGGCGGAGCCCUGGGCACAGCGGCUGCUGCAAACCGUCCCCCAGCCUCAGGGCCGAGGCCGGAGCGGCAGGGACAAGCCCCAGGCCUCCUCCCCUGUGACCGCGGGUCUGGCCUGAGGAUCUCAGCCCGGACUCUGGGUGCCUUCCCGGGUGCCCGCCCUUCUGCAUAGAGUGUCUCCGUGGGGAAGCGACCCGUGGGGACCUGGAGACUCUCAGAGGAGUCUUGGCCCCCAGGGGCUGCCUGCUCCCCGCCAGCAUCACUCUGGUCCCCAGAGACCCCCCUCCCACCGUCCAGGCCCCCCAGCAUCGGGGUUCCCUCGGGACGGCCCUGCUCACUGGUCUGACACUGACCUCUGCACGGCCCCAUCCCUCACCCCUGUGCCUCCCAGAGCUGGGCCCACGACAGAAGCGGGGGGCAGGGGGUAGGGAUUUAUGGCGGGGUGCAGCGGCUCCCUUUGUCAGGGUGAUUCAGGACGCGCCCUGCCUCGCCGCUCAAUCACACUGGCGCUGUUGGCCAAUAUAAUCUAAUUGUUUGACAUUUUUAUCACGAUUCAUUGAGACCAGAGGGAGACGACUAGAUUAAUACCCCCAUGCGGUUGGCUAAUGGCUGGGAUGGAGCUGAUGGGCCAAAUUACAGGGGAGCUCUUAAAUUUUCUUAUUAUAGAUUUUAAUUCUUUGUGACAAGAGACGAGAGAUGGCGUGAAGAUAAUAAGGUGCAGGCGGAUGUCCUCUGCCCGGAGCCCCGAGAUCAGGGCCCCCACGCCCCUCUUCCCCUCCCCUUCUCCUGGGCACCUGCUCCAAGCCAGCUCUGGGCUGGGGGCACAGAGGGACUAGGGUACUUGAACCCAUCAAGCCAGAUUGAGACAAGGGACCAUCCUGCCCAAGCCUGGAACCCCGGGAAACAUCCUCUUUUUUUUUUUUUUAAAGAUUUUAUUUUUUCCUUUU
Equus caballus (horse) is the source of this 10185-nucleotide messenger RNA. It is a transcript of the gene CFAP46, whose product is annotated as cilia and flagella associated protein 46. Gene Ontology annotation, molecular function: protein binding. Lineage: Eukaryota; Metazoa; Chordata; Mammalia; Perissodactyla; Equidae. Gene Ontology annotation, biological process: cilium movement involved in cell motility; axoneme assembly. The record is from RefSeq and is a predicted model, not a curated record.